Molecule: messenger RNA, 2233 nt
Organism: Symbiodinium necroappetens
Lineage: Eukaryota; Dinophyceae; Suessiales; Symbiodiniaceae
Source: the annotation of a GenBank genome assembly
AUGCUGCGAACUGAGCCGAGUGUGCAAGGCGCCUCCGAGUCCGAGGACGCCUCCGCGUUCUUUGGCUUAGAGCCAAAGCCGGCAGAGGCCGCAACCGAGGCCGAGGCAGCCGAGGCAGCCGAGCCUUCCAGGCCUCCGAGCCUGGAGCAGGCGGCGCCGAAAGCGGUGCCGAAAGCGGCGCCGAAAGCGGUGCCGAAGGAGACGAAAGCGGUGCCGAACGGUACCGCCGUGCCCGCCACGACAGAGCCGCCAGCUCCCGCACCCGAGGCGCCCGAGGCUUCGGAGGCUGGCGCCGCUCCCGCCGCUCCUCCCGCUCCUCAAAGCGACAAAAGCGGCGAAAGCGGCGAAAGCGAAAGAGGCGGAGCUCCCAAAAAGCCGGAGCCGGCAGCAAAAGACGCCGCGAGCUGGAUCGACAUCGUGAUCGGAGCACAAACCGUUCUUCACGUGAAGAACCCGGAGGAGAUCGAAGCGACGAGUUCCGAUCCAAAUCCCCAAGUUGCAACUUUUCGAACGAACAACGUCACGGUGGAGGCCGUCCCUUUGGUUCCCAACGAGCGCCUCUCCGUGUCCCAGACUCCGAAGGGAAACAGGACGCUGCUCGUGGAGGCUUUGGAGGCACUGCAGGCGGGAGGCGGCGGAGCCGACGCGCGGCCCUUUCCCAACGUGGCGACGGCGGCAGUGGCGGCCAUGGACAGGGCGCUCUCGGAAGCGGCGCUGACCAGCCGCGACAUCGACAAGGUGGAGGUCCAUGAGAGGGCCGCCUUGGAGAAGAGCGAGUCCUUGGAUGAGAAAGCAUCGGAGCUCUCAAAGACCUUGGAAGACAUCGCCGACGGCGUGUCGGAAGCCAGCCCUCAGCAGGUUGCCAAGGGGGCAGAGGAGGCUUUGCGGCUUCGCGGGCUCUGGCAGGAAGACCAGAACAGCAGCCUCAUGGCCGAGCGGGAGAAGAGGGAGCUUCUGAGUCAGCUUGCAGAGCAGCUGUCGACCGUUGUUCGCUCCGGCGUCACGGCAUUGAAGGCGGUGACCCUGGGCUUGCAUUUGGAGGUGAACCUCACAGCAGCGGCUGCGAACUUCCGGGCGCUCAGCGACGAGAGCUCUGGAAGCUUGCUGCCCGUGGAGGGCGUGGCGGGAACGGAAGAGAUCCAACGAUACAAGGAAGUGCUCCUACAGAAACUCAAAGACAUCCGGAUCCUGCCGCCCGUUGGAAGGCCGCUCACCGCAGAGAUCGCCAGCGGCAAGGAUGGCCCCAUGACCAUUGAGCUGGUGGCCAAGAACGAAACGGCUUCGGAUUUCAAGGCCUUGAAGGAGGAUCUGGAGCUGGCGAGCCGACAGCUGCGGAAUGCCACCUCCCAUGUCCAGGAGAUGGCCAAGGAGCUGGAGGCCGCGGACGCCGCGAAUCGCAGCCUGGACGUGGUGUCUGCGAAGAAGCAGAAUCUCACGCGAGAGCUGCUCAGCAUCGUGGAAGCAACGGAGAAGCUCUCAAAGGGGAUCAGCGAUUUCCCCGAGGAGGGGGAGGCUGGCAUCUCGGUUGCAACUUCCGUGGCCAACCGAUCAGCAGCUCUUGAAGAAGGUGCCAGCAAGGCUCGGACAGUCGCAGCCCUCCUACGAUCUGCAGAGCUCGACUUCGAGGAGUCCCUGAACCGGUCGACGGAGGCGACCGCGCGGCUCGCCGGCGCCGGUCACGAUGCGCAGUCCCAGCUCCUGCAGGCGCUCCAGGCCGCCGGCAGCGGCCUCCGCCUGGCGAACGCCAGCGGCGCCAAGGUGGAUCUUUCUGGGCUCCAGGAGCUUUUUGGCAAAGGCACUCUGGGGGCCCUGGCCCCGGAAAAGGUGGCUGGCCAGGAUCUUGCGAAGAGCCCAGCCGUAGCAGUGGAAAUUGUGCUGUGCAACCAAAGUGAAUGCCACCACCUCCCAAAUUCCAAACGCCAGAAGCUCGGACCGUCGGAGCUCUCUGUUGGAGAUCCGAGCUGCCGCUGCCCGCUCUCUGAGCUCCCCUACGACCGCUUCUUCGCGCCGGCUCAAACGACCUCGACCUCCUCGACCACCUCGACGAAGCCCGAGGAGCCGCUGGAGGCGGCCGAGGCAGCCGCAGGGGGUGCCGGUGCCAAGCACCUCAAGCAGAGAGAGGCAGAGCGAGGAAGAGGAGAACUGGAUGCCCAAAGCCGUGCUUUUCAGCAUGGCCUGCGUCCUCUCGCUCCUCGUGGCCGUCCUCUCUUGGCCCACGGCCUCAGCCCUCUGA